Manihot esculenta (cassava) is the source of this 1185-nucleotide messenger RNA. RefSeq names its product F-box protein At5g07610. The record is from RefSeq and is a predicted model, not a curated record. The transcript has a single exon. NCBI's taxonomy places the organism in Eukaryota, Viridiplantae, Streptophyta, Magnoliopsida, Malpighiales, Euphorbiaceae. Gene Ontology annotation, molecular function: protein binding. The coding region runs from base 1 to 1185 and encodes 394 amino acids.
AUGACGUUCUCUUCUAAAGUAAUCAAAAUCGAAACAAUCUCCCCUUCAUCGGAGAUAAUUGCCCAUAACGAUGAUCUCUUAACCGAAAUCCUUCUCCGUCUACCUAUCAAAUCUCUCCUCAAAUUCAAGUGCGUAUCUAAGCACUGGCUGUCUCUCAUCUCCGAUCCUCUCUUCUAUCUUCGUCUUAAUCCCACAAACUGCCCUUGUGCUCUCAUGGUGCAUAAAUGGUCGCGUUUGGACAACCCAGAAUUCUACUUCAUCAAGCUUGGUUCCAACUCAAAACUCUCCUUCAGAACCCUGCAUUUUGUUAAUAACUCAUCAGUUAUCAAAAUCUUCCAGUCCUGUAAUGGGUUACUAUUGUGUAAUAGUUUCUGCAAAAAUUUAUGGAAACUAAACUAUUACGUUCACAAUCCAACUACCCAGCAACGGAAAUUACUUCCGGAAAUGAAUCAACUUGGUAAAAUUUAUGACCUUUAUUUAGCUUUUGAUCCGAGAAAAUCACCUUACUACAAAGUAAUCUGCGUACAUAGUUGCCACAUUUCACAAUCAGUAUACAGAAUACAGAUUUACUCAGCGGAAACUGGCAGGUGGGGGGUCUUAUCAACAGCGACUUUCACUCUGCCCUUCAAUAUUGGAUUUCAUGGAGGGGUUUUCUGGAAUAAUUCUAUCAACUGGUAUACAGAUUCAGGUUCAUCAAUACGUUUUGAUAUUGGGGAAGAAAAAGUGAAAGAAAUGCCAAUGCCUCCAAUGCGAGAUGCUUGUUAUAGGAGAAUGGUAACAUAUUUUGGCGAGUCUAGAGGACAUUUGCGCCUGGUUGAGAUUCACAGUGCACCCUCUACGAAAUUCAAUGUGUGCGAGAUGGAGAGGGACUACUCAGGAUGGUCAGUUAAGUACUGUGUUAAUCUUGAGAGCGUUGUGAGUGCAUUUCCUGGGAUGAUCAGACCCUACCUUGAUCCUUCGGAGUUGAAUUAUUAUGCUUUUCAAGUAAUAGGAAUUGAAAGGGAAGAAACCCACAAAGGGGAGUAUUUGGUGCUGCACAUACCUGCAAAAUUUAUAAGGUAUAAUUUGAAGGAUGGAAGUUUUAGGAAACUUUGUGAUUUUGCUCCGAAUUACAAGCCUGAGGAUGCCUAUACUUUUGGACAUUGUCAUGCUUAUAAAUACAUUGAGAGCCUUGCUUGUGUUUGA